Molecule: messenger RNA, 1668 nt
Organism: Letharia columbiana
Lineage: Eukaryota; Fungi; Ascomycota; Lecanoromycetes; Lecanorales; Parmeliaceae
Exons: 5
Coding region: 1-1668 (555 amino acids)
Biological process (GO): carbohydrate transport; transmembrane transport
Cellular component (GO): membrane
Molecular function (GO): carbohydrate:proton symporter activity
Source: RefSeq, a predicted model, not a curated record
AUGGCUAUAUUCACCAAAGGUCGAACAGGAGCGAAAGCCCCAUACUUUGGGUUGACUGGAGGAUGGCUUACAUUCUGGGUGUCGGUUGCUUGUGCUACUGACAUGACCUUAUUUGGAUACGACCAAGGUGUUUUUGGCGGUGUGAUUGUGACCCCGGACUUCCUUGACACAUUGAACUUAUCUGGACCCGAGCAUACUUCGCUCCUGGGAACAGUCACUGCCCUAUACGACGUUGGAUGCUUUUUCGGCGCCGUAGCAGCCUUUUCUCUAGGUGAAAGAUUGGGCAGGAAGAAGUCCGUCUUGUUGGGAACGACCGUGAUGAGCAUAGGAGCCAUCCUUCAGAUCUCGUCCUUCAGCGUAGCACAAAUGAUUGUUGGUCGCAUUGUUGCAGGUCUCGGCAACGGCUUGAACACCGCGACAGCCCCUGUAUGGCAAGCUGAGACGUCCAAGGCCGCCUGGAGAGGCAAACUCGUAGUCAUUGAGUUGAUUUUGAACAUUGCCGGCUUCUCUCUGAGCAAUUGGAUAACUUACGGCUUCUCCUACGUCAAUGGGCCUGUUGCUUGGAGAUUCCCAUUGGCUUUCCAGUUCAUCUUCAUAUUCAUUCUCUAUGGAACAGUUCCCUGGCUUCCGGAAAGUCCAAGAUGGCUGAUUGCACACGGGCAAGUUGAAGAGGCUGAGCACAUCAUAGCUGAUUUAGAGGCGACGACGGUUGACGACGCCUACGUUGUCACGGAGUCCAAGGAAAUUCAAUGGGCAGUCCAAUAUGAGCGCGAGAACGGCGUUAGCUGGUGGGACCUGUUGAGAGGCAAAUCCGGCAAUGGGACAUCAACAGUCCGUCGAUUGCUUCUUGGAGCUGGAGCCCAGGCAAUGCAGCAACUCGCCGGCAUCAACGUGACCAGCUAUUAUUUGCCAACAGUGUUGAUCCAAUCUGUAGGGCUGAGCGAAAAGCUGGCUCGUUUGCUAGCAGCUUGCAAUUCCGUCAGCUACCUCGCGUUUUCCAUGAUAGGGAUUCCUAAUGUUGAGAGGUGGGGCCGACGAAAAAUGAUGAUAUACGCCUCCAUUGGCCAAGCGCUUAGCUAUAUGCUCAUCACCAUUCUUCUGCGGUACAAUGAAUUGCCGGGCUAUAGCGGCAGUAAGCAAGUUGCCUCGGCAUCAGUGGCCUUUUUCUUUACCUAUUACAUAUGUUUCGGCAUCGGGUUUCAAGGUGUUCCUUGGCUGUAUCCCACAGAGAUCAACUCUUUGUCCAUGCGGACGAAAGGUGCCGCUCUUGGCACAGCGUCGAAUUGGGCUUUCAACUUCAUGGUGGUAGAGAUAACGCCAAUCGGCAUCCAGUCCUUGCACUGGAAAUUCUACAUCAUCUGGACAGUCUUUAACGCAUCUUUCGUCCCCAUUGUGUACCUCUUCUACCCCGAGACCGCAGAUCGGACCCUCGAAGACGUGGACCGUCUUUUCCGCGAAAAUCAGAACAUAUUUGUUUUCAGGGAUCCAGAUGCCAUAUCUACAAAGAGACCGUUGGCGUACAUUGAGCAUGAACAGGCCGAGGUGAGGCGAAAUAGUAGUGUUGUCAGCGCAAAUCCAGAAGCCAUUAGGCGGAGGUUGGAGGCUCUGGACAGAGCGAAUAAGGAGGUAGACGAAGAAAAAGGGGCAAAGGUAUUGGAACAGGAGUAG